Messenger RNA from Plectropomus leopardus (leopard coralgrouper), 1237 nucleotides. RefSeq names its product BAF chromatin remodeling complex subunit BCL7B b (gene bcl7bb). NCBI's taxonomy places the organism in Eukaryota, Metazoa, Chordata, Actinopteri, Perciformes, Serranidae. The record is from RefSeq and is a predicted model, not a curated record.
GGGCUUGGUCUUGAAGUUUUCAGAUGCAUCUGUAGAUGAAUCAUAACAGCAUCAAGAUGUCGGGACGAUCAGGCCGCGCUGAGACCCGAAGUCGGGCCAAAGAUGACAUUAAAAAGGUCCUGGCGGCCAUCGAGAAGGUGCGCAAAUGGGAGAAGAAAUGGGUGACAGUUGGAGACACAUCCUUACGCAUAUUCAAGUGGGUGCCGGUAACAGAGACAAAGCAGAUAUAUCGCACCAAAUCCACAGGUGGAGAUGCUAGAGGACUGAAAGAUGUGGUCCUGGAAAACACUAAUUCUUUACUGGAUUUCACUGAUGAAAACAGCAACCAGAGUUUUCUGUCAGACGUCUACCAGCCUAAAAUGGAUAACAGCAGCAGCACUUCCAGCUCGCAGCAGGUCAGCCCUCCGCAUACCUCCAGCCUCCGAGCCGAGGACUCUCAGCCACCAAUGCUGGGCCAGGAGAGUGUGGACGAGCCAAUUCAUUCAGGACAGGAUGGAGCUGAUGAGCCUCCCACUCUCAUCAAAGAGGACCUUCUUUCAUCGGGAGCUGUUAGACGGAGCGCCCCAGACACACAGGAGGAGCCGGAUGAAUCAGGAGCCCCUCCUUUAAAGAAGAUUUGCACAGGAGAAAAUCCUGCUCUGAGAUAGCUCAUUUGUAAUAAUUUUGUCAAAAUGCACAUGAUUUCUGUCUUCAGAUUAGCUAAACUUUCAAGAUUAUUCUAAGGUUCUCUUGACCUAUUUACGCAAAUAUCACAUUUCAGCAAAUGAGGAGAAAAACUUAUUUACUGCAAAAUCUUUGUUCACUUUUAAAGUUCUUUAAAGUCUGCUGUUUUAAGUGAUUUCUGAAAUGAAUUGAGAGAUUUUUUUCAAAGUUGUGUGGCAAGUUCUGGCUAUUGCAGGGAGUGUGUAUUGCAAUUCACAUGCUGGAAAUGUUUUGGGCAACUUACUGUUUCCAAUUUAUGCAGUUGAACUUUACUUUUGCAUGUUUCCAUAUCCUUCUGCUUUAUUUGUUAGGUUUACAGGCCAUUUUAAAAAUGUGUUAAAUGUGUAGCUUUAUGCAGAUUGAUGUCUAGAUGUGCCAUUUUAUAUUAAAUAUGAUGCCCUUUCGGGAUCUUAGAUCUUAAAUUGGCUUAUCACAUGCAAGCAAACAAUGCUUUUUAAAAUAUUUAUAAUAUAAUUUGCCCAUGUUUAUAACUGACAACGUUGUAAACCAUAAUAAAUGCUACUUUACAAUUCCA